Molecule: messenger RNA, 4785 nt
Organism: Trematomus bernacchii (emerald rockcod)
Lineage: Eukaryota; Metazoa; Chordata; Actinopteri; Perciformes; Nototheniidae
Gene: znf438
Product: zinc finger protein 438
Biological process (GO): regulation of transcription by RNA polymerase II
Cellular component (GO): nucleus
Molecular function (GO): DNA-binding transcription factor activity, RNA polymerase II-specific; sequence-specific DNA binding
Source: RefSeq, a predicted model, not a curated record
CUGGAUCAAGUCAACGGUUCGGCUCAAAAUGGCUGGAGAGAAACAGUUAGGAGGAUCGACGGUUUUGCCUGGUAUUUACGAAAAAUGAGCCUAUCGUAGCUUGAAGGCGCUUCCUCCACAUAACUGGGGAUCCAGGGGGAGUGUGGAGAGGGGGGGACAGGACCAUUACCCGGGCACCACCCAGAAAGAGAAGGAGCGAGGGAGCAGCUGAGGAAGGAGGAUCAUCCAAUCGUUGGUAGCCAGUGAGUCCAGCCCUUCAGAUGAAGAGCCUUCAGUUCAGGAGCAUCGCCCCUAAGGCCCCGGCCGUGGCGCCCUCCCCCUCCCCUGCGGUCCUGUCCUGCCAGCCUACCUCUGCCCUCCCUGAGGCUGCCACCGCCACUAGCCCCAAGUCCAUCAUUGUGCCCACCCAAAACUAUGCACUGAUGCAAAUAGCAGGUCAGGAUGGCACUUUUUCUCUGGUGGCACUUCCCCCUUCGGUCUCCUCUCAGACACCACAGCAACAACAGCAGCAAACUCAAACAAACCCAAAAUUGCCCAUUCCCAGAUACCAGCCAAUGAGAAGCAAGGGGACCACAGAUAAGGUCAAGUCACCACCACUGGCUGCCAGGGCAAAAACUGUCCCCAAGGUUGCGGCCUCAGCACAAUCCAUGUCAGCUUCCUGUGGGCCAACAGUUAUGAAGAUAAAGCAACAUGAGCAAACAAAGGAUAUCGUAGUGCCCAAAGAAGAGCCUUCAGAGCAGGUGAUUCUGAUUGACCCAGCCUCCUCUGAUAUCUCCGUCACUGCUCUUCUCCCAGACAAUGCAGUCCUGUACCCGGGUUCUCAGUUAGAGCGAGCACCAGAUUGCUCUGAACGACCUGCUACAACUAGUCUUAUUCAGAACCUCCAGUACCCCCCUACUGCUGUCAAAGGCUCCCCAAGUAAGUCCCUUGAGGAAAGCAAGACUACAAUGAGGCUGUGCCAAUCUAAUUCUGCUGUAGCCCAACCCCAGAGCAGUAUCACUGUCCUGUCCUCAGCCAUCUUCAGCAAAGCAGUCCAGAUAAUCCCGUCCCCACCAAAGGGUAAACUGCCCAUUCUGCCCUACUCUAAGAUGAAGAAUACCCUCAUCCCAGCUGCCCAGCUCAGCAAUUUGUCUCCAGAGAAGAAGGGUUUCUCUAGCCAGACAGGACUCACCAGCCCCGUAGAUCCUACAUCCAAGACCCUCGAGACAUCUGAAGCCUUGGUUCAGAACCUGGUCCCAAACUCCACUCUUCAGCCCAACUCAAAGACCACACUCAUGCCUGUGUUGGGAACCCUGCAGAACCCACCUGGUAAGAAGAGGGGGAGGAAGAGAAAGACAAUGGAGGACAUCUUGGCAUUUGAAGCCAGAAAGAAGAGGUCUUUGUCUUUUUUCCGUGGAAGAGUCCCAGAGAAACCGCCAGCAGUUGUUCCAGGCUCUAAACAAAAAGAAGUUGAUAUUUCAAAGAAGUACCGCAGCAUAAGACCCAAGCCCAUGUUGGUCAUGGAGACAGUUCCCCAACUGGUUAGUUUGCCUGCGGUUACUCCAGAUGCCCAAGAACAGGAGCUUGUACUCGAUCAUCAACUCCCUACCACUACAACAACCAAGGCCCUGGACAGUCCUCCCCCAACAGCCCCAGUGACCCUACAACUGAAAGGUGCUUCGCAUACAAGAGUGUUCGUAAGCAGCCGUCCGCUUCACCGCUGCCCUACCUGCAGCCGCUGUUUCCAGUUCAAGCAUCACCUCCAGAGCCACAUGAACAGUCACACCAACAGCCGGCCCUACGCCUGCCCAGUCUGCCGCAAGGCGUACGCUCACUCUGGAAGCCUGAGCACCCACAUGAAGCUUCACCACUCCGAGGUACGCCCACGUCGGUCUCUGUGCUGUGAGUUCUGCGAGAAGUCCUUUGGAUAUGUCGGGGUUUACUUCAGUCAUCUGAGAGAGGUUCACAAGGUGGUGCUGACCGUGGAGCCGUCCAUCAGCCAUCACGAGGAUGACCUGUCAGUAGAGGGGGCCAACUCAGAGCCAUCAGAUGAGCAGGAUCGGGAAGACCCUGUGGAGCUGCAGAUAAAAUGUGGCCGCUGCCAAGCCAUCACUCCCACCUUUGCCGACAUGAAGAUGCAUUUGCUGUAUGUGCAUGGGGAGGAGAUCCAGGUUCCACUUCAUGAUGGUCAACAACUGCGCGGUGGCCGGGAGGCUGAAAACGAGCUGGUGAAGCACGCUGCCCACUACUGGCGUCAACUCAAUGAGAAGCGCAACCUGGUCAAGUGCGGCAGCUGCAACGAGGAGUUUGUCUCCUUCUCCAAACUUAAGAGGCACAUCAUGUCCCACCACCAUGGCCAAGAGGGGGAGGAUAGUGUGACCCUCUCUUCACCAGAAGGCGGCGGAGGAAGACUUGGCGUCCUUGCAGCAGGUGCGGCCUUCAACUGCGUGCUUUGCAGCGAGGUGUUGGACACUAAAGACGGAGUUAUGGAGCACUGGAGGAGUCGCCACCACUGUGAGCAGCCAAGCCUUCUGUGGGACGCACUGAGCUCCUACUCCGUCCUGGAAGAAGGUGAGGCUGAGGGGGAUCUAGACACUCCUGCUCCAAGCCCACACUAUCCAGCCUAGUCCUGGAUGGGCAUGGAGCCCUUUACUGUUACUUCUCACACAUACUCAGUCUGAAAAAUUAGCUACACAGGGAUGGAGAGUUUCUCUUAUGACUUUUAUCACUAGUUUCAUAUUUCACCAGUUGGCACAUUUGUCUUGGUCCAGGAGCAAAGAAAGAUAAUAUUAAAAUAAAUGGUAGAAAUUGAUCUUUGUGAUACAAUUCAUAAGGUACAUUCUCUCAAGGAAAGAUAAUCCAAUUUUUAAACAAUAUUGUUUUUCAUGUUAUUUAGAUUGCACUGUUUGGUUUUUUGUUUGGAGAUGUAUGUAUUUAGUGUCCCGUUGGAUUAUUUUUUUCUACUUAUUUAAAUCGUAAUAAAAGGGUAAUUAUAACCUAGCUGACACAGUAAUACUGUUAAAGGGUCAACUCACUUAAUCUCUAUGGUAUCUAGCCAUUCAGAAAUAUAUAUAUAUGGUUUUAUGUGCUCAGUUUUUGAUCUCCAAACAAAGAAUAAUUUACAUUCUUUAAAUUAUAAAACAUCUCAUUGCAGAAACUGUGUCCGCGUUAAUCUGUGGAUUAUCCAGAGGAAAAUAAGUGUUGUAUAGUACCCCGAGUACCACAAACAAAUUCCCAUGUACCUACGUUUUAUAAUCUGAUACUACCAAAUUUGCAAUGCUAGAUUCCACUAUGGUAAAGUGAGAAAAUGUGUUUUUAAAUUUGGAUGCACUGACCCUUUGCAAAAUAAUAAGAAAUGUAAAUCUCGUAACAGGGGCACACUGUCUAAUGUCACAAUGGCUGACAAUUAUCUAUUGGCCUUGGGUUAUUACUGGUUAAAAUAAAACAGUAAGUGUACACAAUGCCUAAAUGUAAUAUUGCUCCUGUAACAGGAAAAUAAUAUUUCAGUUAUGACUUGAACUUUUACAGCCCGAUUUAAGAUCAGUAUUAGGGUCCUCUGUCAACCCAGACCCAUAAAGGAACACUUUCCUAACCAGCACCCAAGUGACAUCCUUGUGGCCUUCUGAAAAAACGAUGUUCAUGCAUAGUAGGGCUUACUGUCAACAUGGUCCUCCGUAGGCCAAAUUCAACCCCCUGACUUGUAGAGUAUUGCCUUUUUGUGUAUUCUGUGAUAUGCCAAGGUCUAUUCACACUAGUGAUUGUAGAAGUGAGUUUUGCAUUCAAGCUUUUUAACCACUAACAGAAUAUUUUUUGUUGACUUACGCAAAGGAAACCAUCAAAUUGCCUACCUGUUGUUGCCAGCUCUUGUACACCUGUGGAAUUGUGUGCACACAGACUCUAUUAGAGUUAUUAUAAACUGUUGUCAAGUCCAGAUAAUAUGCUAUUUUAUACUCUAGAUUAAUACAGAGGUCUUUUAGUAUAUUUAUGCUUGUUGUUGGUCCUUAAAGAACCAGCACUGAGACAUUUUGUUAUGUUUUUUCUUCUAAGUUUGGGGAUGCUUAAUGUCUUGUUUUUCUUGGUGGGAGGCCAUUGCUACAUGGCAAGUAUCUCUGCUUACUAUAUCUGUGUUUAUCUUUCAUAUGAAGAAAAAAAAACAUCACAGGGUCAAGUGAAUGUACCUGAAUGUUUUCAGAACCCUACCAAAAGUAUAUAUAUGCGAUAUAGACUUAUUCCAUAGAUAGAAUAUAUAGAUAUAUUGAGACAAAAUAUAUAUAUUUACAUAGAGUAACUAGUGAAUCAGCUGCUGUGUUCUGUCAUAUGGGAGGAGGGUAACAAGAGAUGAAUAUAUCAUUGCCUACUGGCAACAAAAGCCAUGAAGAGUUGUCCUUAUGUGUCUGACACAAAACGUGGGACUGUGAAUGAAGGGGAAAGCACUGAUGUGUGUCACACUUAGUGGGUCAUCUACAGUUUCUGAAUGCUGUGUUUGAGUGUUCAUCAAUGAACUGUCCUUUUAUUUUCAAGCCCUCAACACAAACCAGGAAGUGACAGAAUUAAGGGUCAGACUCUUAUUUCCUCAGUUAGAUGAGAAUCAUACCAUGACUGUCAGCACAAGUCAGAAAGUGAAAAGCCCCACGUUAGGUUAUGUGAUGUGUUUGACUCACUAAUUAUGUUGAGUGUGUCCAACAAAAAAAAAAAGACUGAAAGUGUUUGUGCUUGUGACUGUUUGUGUACCUGAAGAAUCUGAUGUUUGUGAAAAUAAAGAUGUGCUUUGUUCAAGACAUUUCAAGUCUUAGAGGUCCCUGCCAA